Cyprinus carpio (common carp) is the source of this 3095-nucleotide messenger RNA. Its product is annotated as nuclear receptor ROR-alpha B-like. Gene Ontology annotation, biological process: regulation of transcription by RNA polymerase II. Gene Ontology annotation, cellular component: nucleus. The record is from RefSeq and is a predicted model, not a curated record. Gene Ontology annotation, molecular function: nuclear receptor activity; zinc ion binding; RNA polymerase II cis-regulatory region sequence-specific DNA binding. Lineage: Eukaryota; Metazoa; Chordata; Actinopteri; Cypriniformes; Cyprinidae.
GGCUCGGGACAGCGCGAGCGCUGCGCGAGCCGGAGGCCACUCGGUCGAUUUAUCCAACAAGUGUCUGUCCGUUUCUCUCUUUCUCCAACUCUCUCCGGGACCGCUCAACGAUUUGUCUCUCCCUUUGAAAUGUCAGUUAGUUUCAUUCAAACGACAGCGGAACGGAGAAACGUGUUGACAUAAACCUUGUUUGUUUAUUGACCAGACGCGCCAACGUUUAGGGAAUAACUGAAGAUGGCGAUGUGCUUGUUAAAACGUUUGCGGCGUCCCGGUCGUUAAAGUGUCAGCAGUUGUCAUUUUCCUUUUGUUAUCUUUAUUUUAAGUUGUAUUUUAGUUGAAUUAAUUUAAUUUAGUUACCACUAGCCACAAACGACUCGGUAAAGAGGUGUGUUGGCGGACAGAGUUUUGACUGGAAAGUAAUGGAAAAUGAUGAGCCUGCAUCACCGGACCCGAGCCAUGACAGCACUCAGAGUAAAAGAGGAAGUCCAGUGCACAAGAAAUCCCAUCUAACUCAGAUUGAGGUGAUCCCAUGUAAGAUCUGUGGAGAUAAGUCUUCAGGGGUUCAUUAUGGAGUUAUCACUUGUGAGGGCUGCAAGGGCUUCUUCCGCAGAAGUCAGUCCUCCAGUGUGCAGUACUCCUGCUCCAGACAGAGCAACUGUCCUAUUGACCGUGCCAGCCGUAACCGCUGCCAGAGCUGCCGUCUCAAAAAAUGUGUCGCUCAGGGAAUGAGCCGUGAUGCGGUGAAGUUUGGCCGGAUGUCUAAGCGCCAGAGAGACUCUCUGUUUGCAGAAGUUGAGAGACACCGGCAGCAGCAGCGUCUUCAGGCCAACUCAGUCCAAGAGCCCCAGCCUCUUCCAGCCUACCGAUCCAGCAAAGAGCCCAGAGAACAGUCAUCACAUCUCAUCCCACCUCUACCUCCAGCUUACCCUUACUCUGUAGAGCCUGAACUGCAAGGCUGCCCUCCAGAGAUGCAUCCAUACCUGGAGUGUCGCAUAGGCGAGGCCCAGGCUCAGAGUCUGGCCUACAGGGGCUCCCACAGGAGAGGUGAGAGCAACAGCUUGUCAGCUGGGAGAGGAUUUGACUCCACAAGGUCUACACCAGAGGCUAUUCUGAACAUGAGCGGCAGUGAAAUGGGUAUUCGUCCUUUUGACCCUGAGAGCUCGUUCUUUUCUUACCCAACAUCUCUGCACAUAGAGGAGCUCUCUGCAAGUAUCGUGCGUUCCCACAGAGAGACGACUCAGUAUCGACCGGAGGAGCUGCAGGCUCUCAGAUGGAAGGUUUUUAGCAGGGAGGAGAUCCACGCUUACCAGAGCAAAUCGGUGGAUGAGAUGUGGCAGCACUGUGCAGUGCGGUUGACAGAUGCUGUUCAGUACGUGGUGGAGUUUGCUAAACGUAUCCCAGGAUUCCGCCAGCUCUGUCAGAAUGAUCAAAUUGCUCUCCUCAAGAGUGGGUCCAUGGAAGUGGUUCUGGUCCGGAUGAGUAGGAUGUUUAACACAGAAAACAACACAGUAUUCUUUGAUGGCAAAUUUGCAGGAACAGAACUUUUCAAAUCCCUCGCAUGUGGUGAUCUGAUAGCUGCUGUUUUUGACUUUGCUCACAAUCUGUGUGCGCUGAGACUGACUGAACAGCAGAUGGCAGUUUUCACUGCACUGGUCCUCCUCAAUGCAGUAGAUCGACCGUGUCUGGAGGACAGAGAUCGAGUGCAGAGAGCCAGGAGAGAUUUGGAGCUCGCCCUUAAUCACAUUCUGCACAGAGACAAUCAGGAGAGUCUACUGCAUAAGCUGUAUCAAAGAGUCCCAGUGCUGAAGUCUCUGUGUGCGCUGCAUAUUGAGAAACUGCGAUGGUUCCGGCAGCUCUACCCUCUCACGGUGCAUUCUCUCUUCCCUCCGCUAUACAAAGAGCUGUUCGGCUCUGACACGGAUAUACAGACGCUGACCACUCAUUGAACACACACACAGGCACAUUUCAUUUGCAAAUUGUGACACCACACACACAGUUACAUAUAGUGUAUGCAAUCUAGAUCUAAAUAUAUUAUUUACCUGCUGAAGAAAUAAAAUCUAUUUUUGUAACUCUCAGAAGAACAGAAAAUAAUAUUAACAGACGUAUGCAGUAUUUUGUGCAAAUUCUAUUCUGUAGGCCAGAAGCAAAAUAUUACUACAAAUGCUAUUCAGUUUGAGUACUCUUAAACUUGAAUUUUAAUGUUUUUGAAGUUGUUGAUGAUCGUAGCUGGUGUAUAGGAGCUUUAGCUCUGAUCGUUAGAAUGUGAUUUAUAAAGCUGAUCGGUUUUGAGACCAGCAAACAGCAGAUUACAAAUGAUAUCUGCAGAUCUCAAAGCAUCAUUGAAGAACUGGUAGUGUGAUUUUCAAGCUUCUUUUACAACAUUAGAGUUCCCCCCUUGAUUUCUCAGGCAGUACAGACAGAGACAUGAAUGCUUAAUGACUUCUGCUACUCAUAGCCUAUUACAUUAUUGCAUUAAUUUAAAUCUAUUUUGACACCUUAUGUAUCAGCUUUUUUUGGUGUCUUGGCACUUAUAAUGCUUAUCUUUCAUUCAUGGAUCAUGUUUUUGAAUUCACCAUUCCCUUCAAACAGACCAUCUUAAGAUGUGAUUUUGGAUUUUCUCUGUGUAUUCAAUCAUUUGAAGAAUUAUCAGAUGGAUUUGACAAUAUUUAUGCUCAAAGGUCUAAAAAUGUAUCGAAUACUUCUAUGGAAUAAAAUAUAAUGCUCUUAUUCAAUAUGCUUGUGUAGACAUUUAGAUUGACAACAGUUCUAUUUUGUCUUAAUUGCACUGAUUAAUUUGUGGAAACCUAUAAACAAAUGACCAUAUGUUUAUUUGCAGGAGUAUGUGUGCUUUAUAAAUCUGUGUUUAUCAGAAGACUCUGUGCAUUUUUAUUUUUUUCUGUUCCAUGUUGUAUUCUGCAUCAACUUUAACUUAUCACUCAAACAGUGGAUGAAACCCUGUUAUUCUUUUGGUUUUGUUCUGUUUUGGAGCAUAAAUACUUGUUUGUAUUCACAAUAUCUGUUGUGUUGCUUUGCAGAAAAGGCCUAAAAUAAACUUCUGAAAAGUAUAAAGGCUGGGACUGUAUCCAGGAAAAAUA